Messenger RNA from Naegleria gruberi, 3007 nucleotides. Its product is annotated as 3'5'-cyclic nucleotide phosphodiesterase family protein. The transcript has a single exon. Gene Ontology annotation, molecular function: 3',5'-cyclic-nucleotide phosphodiesterase activity. The record is from RefSeq and is a predicted model, not a curated record. The coding region runs from base 115 to 2988 and encodes 957 amino acids. Gene Ontology annotation, biological process: signal transduction. Lineage: Eukaryota; Heterolobosea; Eutetramitea; Acrasida; Naegleriidae.
GAGUCUCUUCUUUCAGUGGAUUCAAACGUAUUGCAACCACUGUAUAUUAUCAACAUUAUUAUCAUCAAAAUAAUAUAUAACUUCUAACUCACUCUAGGUUUUAAUAGUUUGAAAAUGGGUAAUGCAGCUGGAUGUGCAACAACAAAUAGUGUUCAACCUCAGCAAAAUAGUCAUGAUCGUUAUAAAGACAAUGAUGUACCACAAGAUGUGGGGAAAUCAGCAACUACAACAAUAGCACAUCAAGAACGAUCAACAAGGGAUGAAAAAGCACAAUCUACACUUGUUCAACCAAUUUCAAAUAUAAAGGAUGAAGCAGAAGAAAAGAAGGAAGAUACCACUUCAUCCAAUGAAGCCUUUGAAUCUUCUGUUAUAGUUGAAAUACCAAAAGGAAAAUCACUAAGAUAUAUAACAUGUAAAGAUUUACAUCAAGAUAAGGAAACAGAUUUAAUGAGAGUAUUAUAUAGAAUGGAUGAGGUAAUUGCUUAUAACACUCAUCAAUUAAUGGAGAGUGAUUUUAUGUUUUGUGUAUUUUCAAAUGUAGAUAAGAAUAUUGUUAUUUAUUCUCUAUCUGAUGGUUUAGAUAAGUUUUAUUAUCAUAUUAGAGAUGCUGAAAGUAUUCAUCAAGAUAAAUUUAUGGUAUUUGAAGAUAGUCCAUCGAAUGAAAAGGAACAAUUAUCUUUAUUUAUUCUAUCAGUUCAAAAUUGUGUUCUUAAUUCAGAAUUAACAAUUGAACCUCAACCAGAUGAAUCAAUUGAAGUUUUCCAAAAAUUGAAAAAUGAUGUUGGAAAAGUUAUUACAAUUGCAUUACAUUUAUAUCCUCUAAAACAUAAUAUUGAUAUUAACAUUAGAGAUACUUUUAUGAUGAUUACAAAAUAUUCAAAAUUGCAGAAACAAAAAUUUGAUUCUGAAAAGAAGGAUGAUUUAGAAAGACAACAUAGUUUGGAAUUAAAAUUAAAACAAGAAUCUGAAAAGAAUUUAACUGUUGAAGUUUUACAUUUAUCUUCUCAAAGAUCAUCAAAUCAAGAUGUUAAUGAAGAAGAGGAUGGAUUUCUGGGUGAUGAUAUUAAGAAAAUUGAAGAUGAUCCACAUACUCCAAUUACACCAGAAGAUUUAGCUCCACCAUCACAACCAAUAACAGCAAGUGUAUCUAAUGAUCAUCAUUCUAAAGGUGGUGCUACUAGUAGUAAUUUAACUGAAUUGAUAUCUUCUUUAAAAGCUCAUGAAAAUGAUGAAGUGAGACAAUUAGUUUCAAGAAUUGAAUUAAUUUUAACAGAUCCAACAGCCACCAAUUCAACAAAAUCACCAUUAGCAAGUUUAUUAGUAUCAAAAGCAUCAUCACAUAAUAUGGGAGUUAAAUCAACUGUUAAAGAUAUUUUAAUAUCAGAUGAACAUGAUUCUGAAACACAAAAAUGGUUAUCAUCUGAAGUAUUACAUGGAUCACUUGUUGAAGAUAGUACAGAUUUAUCAUGGAAGAAACGUAUUAAGGCAUAUACUAAAGCAUUAGUAUUUACAAAUUAUUUAAAAGAAAUGAGUUCAAUAGGUAGAAAGAGUGCCAAAGAUUCAUUAGCAAUUGUACCUAAGGAUGAUAUUCCAUUGAAAGUUAAGGAAUAUUUAAAAGAAAAUUUAUUGGAUUAUUUUAAAUUUGAUGUAUUUGAAUUUAAUAAGAUUGCAGAAGGUGAACCAUUAUAUUAUACAUGUUUAUAUAUAUUUCAAACAUUUGAUUUAAUUGGACCAUUGAAUAUACCAAUUGGUACUUUGAAGAAAUUCUUAAAACAAGUAGAAUCUAAUUAUUUUAAUAAUCCAUAUCAUAAUAAUUGUCAUGCAACUGAUGUUGUUCAAACUGCUAUUAGUUUAUAUGUUAAAUGUUUUUCACAUACAAGUCCAUCUUCACCUCAUUCACCUCAAUCUCAAUCACAAUCAACACAAUCACAGUCACAAUCAUCUCAAUCUAUUCAAUUUAAUAAUUUUACAUUAGAAAAUAAUUUAAAUUUCAAUCUAGUACCAUUAGAUAUAUUAGCAUUAGUUGUUGCAUGUUUAGCUCAUGAUGUUUGUCAUCCAGGAGUUACAAAUUUAUUUGAAAAGAAAACAAGAAGUGAAAAGGCAAUCAUGUUUAAUGAUCGUUCAAUUUUAGAAAAUUUUCAUUGUUAUAAUUUAUUUAAAAUACUAGGAAAGGAAGAAUUUAAUAUAUUUGUAAAUAUGUCAAGUAAUCAAUAUGAAUAUUUAAGAGAAUUAAUAGUUGAAAUGAUAUUAGCAACAGAUAUAAGUCAACAUUUCUUAAUUGUUGGUCAAAUUAAAUCCAAUGAUAUAUUUAAUAAGGAAAAGUUUAGUAUUGAAAGAAAGGAAUGUUUAUUAGCCUUAUUAAAAGUAAUAAUUAAAUGUGCAGAUGUUUCAAAUCCAACAAAAUCAUAUCAAGUUUAUGGUAAAUGGGUUAAUAGAGUAAUGACUGAAUUUUAUAAUCAGGGUGAUACUGAAAGAAAUUUAAAAAUUGAUAUUUCACCUUUUAUGGAUAGAAAUACUCAAAAUGUACCAAAAUGUCAAACUGGUUUUAUUGAAUUUAUUGUAAUGCCUCUAUUUAAUUUAUUAUUUGAUUUUAAACCUGAAGAAACUGAAUUAAUUAAGAAACAAAUUCAAUCCAAUCAUUUAACAAUGCAAGAUUUAACAAAAUCAACUCAAUUAACUUUACCUUUAGUGUUGGAACAUGUUCAUCAACAAACUGGUUUAAAUAUUAUUCAAUAUGAAGAGAAUUAUAAAAUUAUUAAAACUAAUAGAGAUGAUAGUCCUCUCAAUGAUGUUCAUGAAAUUGAUGAUACAAAGAAGGAACAUCACAUUGUUAAGGCUGAGGAUACAAAACAUCAAGAUAUUACCAUUGAACAACCACCUCAUAAUGAUAAUGAGGAAAAGAAUGAUUCAAGUCUUGAACAUUCUAAUCACAAUACCACAACAACAGAACAUAAACAUUCAGAUCCUCUUGAAGAAGAAGAUUUAUAAUAUAAAUAAUAAACACACA